Molecule: messenger RNA, 2098 nt
Organism: Paramuricea clavata
Lineage: Eukaryota; Metazoa; Cnidaria; Anthozoa; Malacalcyonacea; Plexauridae
Source: the annotation of a GenBank genome assembly
AUGGACUGGAUGUCUGGAUACUCCAUGACAGGUUUAUCCAAAAAAUGGGUCUUCGAUCCUUUUCGUCUACUUGUGUCCAACGAAUUCAUCGAUUUAUACAUGGUUCACAUUAGCGGACUAAUUUUCGACCUGUCCGAAGGAUUUCUGUUGUUAUUUGAUAAGACUCGCCCGGCAGGCCUGCUUUUUGGCAGUAUGUUUCAUCUUAUGAAUUCUCAAAUGUUUCACAUCGGGAUGUUCCCGUGGACGAUGCUUGCCACAAUGCCCUUCUUCUUGCGUUCCGAUUGGCCGAGACGUUUGUCUCGCGCGAUGCCCGCGUGUUUCGUGUACUUUCUCCCGCUUCGAGAUGAUCCCAGAGUGGACGUGCGAUUCACUGAGAGAUCUGAGAACGACAAUACGGUUACCGAGCAACGGGCUGACGAAUGCGAAGAGCGCUAUGUAUACAUUAGGAAAACGUUUCUGAUUGGUUUAGCCAGUGUGUACGUCGCGGUGCAGUUGUUUUUGCCUUGGUCACAUUUCAUAACACAGGUAUGUUUUAUUAACAUCCUUUCAAGGGUGGGUUGACUACAAAAUUUUUGUAGUUCGUUAUAACUACAGCUACUUCAAGAAUAUGUAGUCAGCUACAACUACUGCUACUUUUGAACAAAAGGUAGUUCGCUACUGACUACAGCUACUGCUUAAAAAAUGUAGCGAACUAUUUCGCUAUUUCGCUACACUAUAUUUUUUAGUUUUACUGUAUUUGGAGCAUCUGCUAACUCAGGCUGUAAUGUAAUCUAUGGCCAUCUAUAACAAAUCGAUUUACGAGUAGCAACAGUAAACACAAAGCAACAUUUUUGUAAACACUACAGUUUUCAGGAGUGUAAAUUGACUAUUGUAUGAGUAUUGAUUUUAAGCAAACCGUGUCUCAAUAUCAUGCUAUUCUAUCAAGUUGCUAACAAUUUUAAAAAGUAGCGAAUAGCGCCGGAUUUGCUGUUUGAAAAGUAGUCAACUACUUGGCUACUUUUAGGCAAAAUGUAGUUCGCUAUAACUACAACUACUGUUUUAAAAAAGUAGUCAAAAACUACUGGCUACUUGAAAAUUGUAGUUCGCUACAGUAGCGAACUACAACUACUUGGCUACUACCCACCCUUGCAUCCUUUGCAUGAAAAGAAUUAUUUUCAUUACAUUUCAUUGACAUUAUUUUCUCACUCUGAUAACUGCAGGUUGACCACCAUCUGCUGCACGAUAGUUCUUUGUGAAACACACGUGUCCAUAUAGCAUCAAUUCUCUCUUCAUAUUUGUAGGGGUACAAUGCGUGGACGAAUGGACUUUACGGGUAUUCAUGGGAUAUGAUGGUACAUUCGUGGAGCACACAACAUAUUCGUGUUGAGGUGGUUGACAUGGCAACGAACGCAUCACACUUUCUCAUUCCAGGAGUAUGGAUACAUAACAAUAUUACCCUGUGUUGAUGACUGUAACAGACUUGCUACAAGUUGUUCCAACAACACUAAUACAAGCUGUUCGUAACACAUUGCUACGAGCUUGUUGUCAUCAACUUGUUAACAACUUGUUACGGGCAGACGAUAUCAGACUUGUUGGAAAAAUUUGUUGCGAGUUUGUUGGCCUCAUCAACCUUGUUACAAGAUGAUAACAACUUGUUCCUGACUUGUCAACAACUGGGAACAAGCAGUGCGAACACAUCUUGUUGACAUGCUAUUACGGGUGUACAAUAUGCAGCAGUAUGAUUUAGCCAUCUCAGUCACAUUUGAGCAUGCUCCUCCCCCCCCCCCCAUGCAAUGUGGUCAUUUAACCUACGAAACUGACCCUAUACACUCAACCUUAUAUGUAACAGCUAGGCUUAACACAUCGCGGUAACAGUUGUUCUGAUCUAAAGCGUCUUAUUCAGGUGUGGAUUGCAGGGCGAUCAAGAAAAAGAGCGAGGUGGUCUUCGCAUCCCGAUAUGAUAAAACAAUACGCGACAUGUCUCGCGCGGAAACUGCGUGAUCGUGCGGAACUAAACAUCAGCAAUCCCGCGAUAAACUUCGAUAUUUGGCGCUUUAUGAAUGGCCGCUUCCAACAACGCAUGUUCGAUCCUAAAGUGGACCUUGUGAAAGCCCCCUGA